Molecule: messenger RNA, 949 nt
Organism: Panicum hallii
Lineage: Eukaryota; Viridiplantae; Streptophyta; Magnoliopsida; Poales; Poaceae
Exons: 3
Coding region: 180-731 (183 amino acids)
Source: RefSeq, a predicted model, not a curated record
UCGCCCACCCCUGCUCACAUUUAACACCCCCACCUCAAAAACGGCAAGCGCAUGACCACCGUCUCCUCCACCACCCCCGCCUCCCCCUCGCUCUCCCUCUCAGCGGCUCACGCCGCCACCGCCGCGGCUCCUUGAAACCACCAGUCCACCACCACCGCUGGUACGCGGAGGCGCGCGCGAUGGGCAACUGCCAGGCGGCGGAGGCGGCGGCGGUCGUCAUCCAGCACCCCGGCGGGAAGGUGGAGCGCCUCUACUGGUCCACCACCGCCGCCGAGGUCAUGCGGAGCAACCCGGGCCACUACGUCGCGCUCGUCAUCCUCCGUGUCGCCGCUGAUAAGGCCGGCCCCGGGGACGCCGCCGCGGCGGCGACCACGACCGGUGCCGGAGGCGGCGGCGGGGGAGGGGCCAAGAUCACCAGGGUCAAGCUGCUCAAGCCCAAGGACACGCUGCUGCUCGGCCAGGUCUACCGCCUCAUCACCGCGCAAGAGGUGACCAAGGCACUGCGGGCGAGGAAGAACGAGAAGAUGCAGCGGUGCGAGGCCAUCAGGCAGCAGCACGAGCAGCUCCGGCGCGGCGACGGCGCCGACCAGGGCUCCUCCGACCAGGACGGGAAGCAGGACAAGGACCGGCACCGGGGAAGAGGCCGGCACUGGCGGCCGGCGCUGCAGAGCAUCUCCGAGGCCGCGAGCCAGAGCAGCAGCAGCAGCGUGUCUGAAGCCGCCACCAGCUAGUGCUACUGACCGGACCGUGCCAUCCGGGUUUCUCUUCUUUCUUUCUUUUGAUUUAUGAUGAUUGCUUGUUAGUAUAAAGUGCUUGAGCCUAGCCAGCAACUAAAAAAAAUGUAAAUCAGAGCAUGAUCAAUAGGAGCCUUGUUUCAUCUCUCAUGUAAUUUGGCAUGGUGGAACUGAAACUCAGUGUUCAGAUCAGUCGAGUGGUUUGCCGGUUGCAA